AUGGACUUCGACGAUAUCAAACUCGCCGCUCUCGACGAUCGAAGACAUGAAUGGAUCCAACUGGCUUCCAAAUCAGGGGCCGGAAUCUGCGAACUCGCGAAUCGCUAUCGACAACGGGAUGACUGUAUGCUACGUUCCAUGCAUUGCGGGUCUUUCAACUUCAGCUUCCGACUCAACUGGGACGAUAAUGGCGAGGACUGGUUGAUUCGAUUCCCACUCCCUGGCAAAUCCAUGUUUCUGGACGAGAAGGUUCGUAGGGAGACGUUCGUGAUGAAAUACAUCGCGAGGGAGACCACGGUUCCUGUGCCGCGCGUCAUCGUUCAUGGCACGAGUGACGAGAAUCCAACUGGCCUGGGUCCUUUUAUUAUAAUGACCUGGAUCGACGGCAAGAAGAUGUCGGACAUACUAAGACAAGACGAUCUCUCUGACAAGCAUGACGUUCUGGAUCCCGCUAUCGACCCAGAGACGCUCAAGAUCCUGUAUGGAGAAAUGGCAGAGGUACUGCUGCAGCUCUGGGGACUCGACUUCAGUAAGAUCGGCAGCAUCAGUGAAGACCACCUGGGGAAGACGAUUGUUGAUGGGCGACCCCUGACUCGGGAGCUGAACGAGUUGAUGCGGACAAGUGGAUUAAAAGACUGCACACCACAAAGAACCUUCCAUACAUCUAUCGACUACAUCGCAUCACUCUUGGAACUGCAGUCAACUCACCUCGAACAACAGCGCAAUAGUGUGUACGACUCCCAAGACUGCAGGGAGAAAUAUGCCUGCCGACAGUUGAUGAAGGCUAUCGCUCUGAACUUCACCCCCAAGGACGACUGCGGCUCCUUCAAGCUGUUUUGCGAUGAUCUAUGUCCUGGCAAUGUUCUUGUAGACGACUCACUGCGGAUUGUGGGCGUCUUGGACUGGGAAUUCACCUACGCGGCGCCUUCUCAAUUCGCAGCCAGCAUUCCGUGGUGGUUACUCUUGCGCCGGCCUCAUUCGCUAGUCAACGAAGACGGGCCCGAUGCCUUUUUGGAAUCCUUUCUCCCGAAAGCGAACAUAUUCUUGGAAGCACUGGAAGAGCGAGAACGGACUCAGGGCUUGAUUGAAUCAGAAGACCGCCUGUCAAGUCGAAUGCGCCGGUCGAUCGAAGACAGAUCCUCGUGGUUCACGUUGGCAUUGCACAUGGGAGCCUCUGUUGAUCUCAUAUAUUGGGAUCUACUCGAUGAAUAUUGCUGGGGCCCGAGAUCAAGCAUCGCACACCGGGUCCAUGAUGUAACCACAUCGCCAGAGAUGCACGAACCACGGGAGGAGUUCGUGCGCGAGAAAAUCCGGCAGCUUCAGGAAUACUACAAGGAGCUUGGGAGGGAUGAUGAGGUGGAAUAUGAGCCAGAGCUACCUCUCGAGCCGGCCCUUGAGAGUGGCCAUGCGCCACAGUCUCCGCAAGCAAGUAGUAUCGCAAACAGAGGGUUUCUGGAGGGAGCUCUUGUCGGAUUGACUGUUGGGUUGGCCUUUACGAUCUUUGUCAAGUGGUGUCGGUCGUAG
Molecule: messenger RNA, 1524 nt
Organism: Aspergillus aculeatinus CBS 121060
Lineage: Eukaryota; Fungi; Ascomycota; Eurotiomycetes; Eurotiales; Aspergillaceae
Exons: 2
Coding region: 1-1524 (507 amino acids)
Source: RefSeq, a predicted model, not a curated record